AUGCACCACCAUGCGAGCGCACAGGCGUCGCCAGGCGCAGCCUUCCGUGAGUAUGGCGAGAAGCCGCCAGAGAUCACUCGCAAGAUCACUGCUUGCGUUGCCUGCCGCAAGCAGAAGAUCAAAUGUAAUAUGGGUGACGGUCCGCCUUGCGUGCGAUGCAAGAAGCGCGGCUUAUCAUGCACUGUCAACAAAAGCCUGCAGAUGAUUCUCGAGUCGGAUGCAGACUGGAAGACUAAAACUGAGAGUCGAGUCAAAGCUCUGGAGAGUGCGCUGAACAAGGUCGCUGAUCGUUUAUCUAUGCCGGAAUUACUCGAGUACGAGAUGGAGGACGACGAGGAGGACGAUGCUAAGCCCCCGAGGAGCCACCCUUCGUCUCGCCUUUCUCCGCUUGCUGAGAAGCACACUCCACACAACUUCGAGAUUGUCAUGGAUGACAAUGCAGGACCAGCAGCCAUUCCAGGCUCGGUGAUGACGCCAGUGAUCGUGCCUGGCGUUGAGCCAAACCGGGAAGACCAAGACAUCAUCAAGCGUGGUGUCCUGACCGUGGAGCAGGCACAAGCUUACCUCGAUCUCUACCAGAACCGUCUCGACCACUUCCUAUAUCGAAUCCUGGGUGACCGCAGAAGUCUCGGACAGGUGCGCAAAACAUCGCCGCUUCUGCUUGCUGGAAUAUGUACGGUCAGUGCGCUUCAUCUCGCCGCUCGCGACUUCGAAAGGUUGUAUCAGGAAUUCGUUAGCAUUGCCGCAGCGCAGACUUUCUCCCGCCACAAUAACGUUGACGACGUUCGCGGUCUUUUAGUGGGCGCGUUCUGGCUUAGCGGUAUCUCAUGGACAUGCGUUGGCGCUGCCGUGCGCAUGGCUACUGAGAUCCAACUCCAGCGGAGCAUCUUCAAAACGCUGAGCGGAGACAGGUCUCACUACCUGCGCACCCGGCUGUACUAUCUCGUGUAUAUUUGCGACCACCACUUUUCGAUCGCGUACGGAAGACCGCCAAUGACUCGACAGGACGACACAAUCAGAGCGUCCUCCGCAUUCUUGGAUAGCGAGCAUGCUGUAGAGGACGAUGCACGGCUCGUGAGUCAGGUCAAGUUCUGGUCUGUAGGGACGGAGGUAUACGAGACAUUCGGUAUCGAUGUUGAAAGACCGUUGACAGCCGACAUGAUCGAUCCUAUCCGCCGAUUCGGUAUCAAGCUGGACGAGAUCCGGGCGUACUGGUCAGAGCGCCUGACGCGCAAUGACUACGUGGGAAACUAUCCCAGGAAAGGUGUUCAUCUCCACUACCACUUCGCCAAGCUAUACUUGUACUCAAUGGCGUUCAGAGGCAUCGGAAAGCCUGGCUUCAAAGCGCCGGACGUAGCUUUGGACAUUGAUGAAUUAGCAAAUAACGCCAUUCUGUCUGCUACGACCAUUCUGCGAACCGUGAUCCAGGAUCCCGAGAUACAAGGCCAUCUGAAUGGUCUGCCGACUUAUUUCGACCUCAUGAUCGCGUUCGCCACAGUGUUCGUCCUAAAGGUGUCCACCAAAUACGCAACCUCGGUUCGUGUGGAUACCACGGAGAUUCGGUCCUUGGUUGGCGAGGUGGUACGUGUACUGAAGCACGUUACAUCAACCAUGCAUCCUCGCCACCUGCUGGUCAGUGUCGCACGGGGUGCCGGCAAUCUGCUGGAGCGUUGUCGUCCGCAAGACUACCGUGGCCCGUACCCGUCUAAUGCACACGUCACUCUAAGCCAUCCGACUUUCGAUGACAGCUUGUACGAUGUAUCGCGCAACGGGCAAGGACCGAUGUUUGAUAACUUUUUCAUGGGUGAAUUCGACUUCCUCUCAACGCAGGACAUGAUGAAUAAUUUCCAGCAAGAUCCUCAGUUUCCACAAUUACCGCCACAAAUGUGA
Molecule: messenger RNA, 1890 nt
Organism: Baudoinia panamericana UAMH 10762
Lineage: Eukaryota; Fungi; Ascomycota; Dothideomycetes; Mycosphaerellales; Teratosphaeriaceae
Exons: 1
Coding region: 1-1890 (629 amino acids)
Biological process (GO): regulation of DNA-templated transcription; DNA-templated transcription
Cellular component (GO): nucleus
Molecular function (GO): transcription cis-regulatory region binding; zinc ion binding; DNA-binding transcription factor activity, RNA polymerase II-specific
Source: RefSeq, a predicted model, not a curated record